CAGUCGACAAGAGCAGCAACAGCUUCACUCGAGCAUAUCAACUCGGACAUCAAUCACCUUACCUGACUCAUCGGCAAGAUAGUCACUCGGCAAGACCUCAACGGCUUCACCACUAGCAACAACCUCGACUUCAGAGCCACUCCUCAUCACUCACCUCAUACCAACCCUUCAACAUCCAACACUACAACAAGUCAACAGUCACGAUGUGCAACUGGGAGCAAACCAAGUUCGAGGCGUGCAAGCACACCGAGACCAAGCGGAUGGCCUACUCGUGCGCCAUCUACACGAGGCACACAUAUGGAGAAUGCCGGUUCGAUCCCAAGAAGAGCAAGGUCUUUACCGUCAUUAGCUACGGCUACUGCAAGGAGUGUUCGGAGAUGUUCAACAAAUAUGUCAAUCUUUGAACUGUUUCUUUUUCCACAUACCACUUGAUGUGGUCCCGCUGCUGAGACGAUGUACUCCUGCAGCUUUCUCUCUUUCUCUCAAAACAACGAAAAGUCGACACACAU
Neurospora tetraspora is the source of this 509-nucleotide messenger RNA. RefSeq lists its product as uncharacterized. The record is from RefSeq and is a predicted model, not a curated record. The transcript has 2 exons. The coding region runs from base 204 to 404 and encodes 66 amino acids. NCBI's taxonomy places the organism in Eukaryota, Fungi, Ascomycota, Sordariomycetes, Sordariales, Sordariaceae.